AUUUAUGCCAUCUUUUGAUGUGUUUGUUUGCUUCAUUGGUGGCUUAAUUCUAGGCUAAUGGAAUUUCUUGUAUAUCUAAUUUGGUUUUAAAAACUGGUAUGAAUAAUGGUAUUAAUUGACCUCUUCCCAAAUCUCUAAUUGGGCAACUGUGUUAAGUACUUUGCUAUCGGAUUGUUCACUUAGAGUGAUUUGGACCUUUUUUUGGACUGAAAAAAUAUGGAGAAAUGACAAAUGAUGGCUACUAUAAAUAGUAGAAUUUGUGAUUCAUUUUGAUUGUCUCUCGCUCUAGAUCAAUAUCUUUGUCCAGAUAUUAGGGGUCAUGAUAAAACCCUAAAACUUCCAAGUAUGGAAAUGGUUGAAGAUGGAAUGCUUGUUUUAUUUUUGCUCAUGAGUUGGAAGCGGUUUUGCUAAUAUUGAUAUUUGGCGCUGAGGUUCCGCAUGUGCGGAAAAAUCAUUAUAAUUCAGCUACAUCCCAAGAUCAGUUUAUGGUCUUUAUGUAGACCAGUUGACAUGGAUUUAUUUAACAACUACCUUGGUACCAGAUGACCUAAACACAAUGGAUCUGAUUUUGCCCCUUCCAGAUGGAACCACUAGGGAGGCGCCAUUGAGUUUUGAGGGGCUGAUACAUAAAACUUUUGUUUCUAUUUGGAAUUCUCCCACAAUUAAUGGCUUAGAACCAACAGAUUGCCAUAACCAAGUAGAACCAUUGAAGAGAUGACUUCUACUGGAAUUACCCAUUGGGGUGCUUGCCAACCCAUGUACCCUACCAACGCUAAUCCAGGAGCCCCAAGUCCCACUUUCCUUCCACCAAAAUGGCCUUUUGUGCCACAACUUCCUGUCCAGGGAGGAAGUAAUUUUAAUCCAAGGGCAUAAAUAUAAGCCAGCCCUUUUCCAACAAAAGCAACCAAUAAUUUCUCUUUUGGCUUAGAAAGGGUGUCUGAACCAGAUGGAGUUAAGUUGCCCCCUCCACAGAUGGGAGUUGGCUGGAGAUAGUAGAGAUGGGGAGUAAGCUCCCUUUAGAUGGAGGCUCCCUUUUUCUUUUCUUUUCUUUUUUUUUUGGGUGGAAAUGAAGGGGUGGGUCUAUGGUACAUCACCUGAGUUGUGGGGUAAAUGUAGAGAGUGUCAAUCAAAGGCAGAGCUCAGAGCUGGGAAGAAAGCUCUAGAUGGCGGCUGUGCCUUGGAGAGCGCGCUGAGCCUCCUGCCUUUUUUUUCCCCCCUCUCCGCCACUUUUGCGCAACUUUGUGUAACUUUUGGGCGUCCUCAAGGGGCUCCUGCGGCCCCUGGUCUCUUGUGGAGGCCGGUGCGAGGGGGAUCGCGCGUUUUUCGGGCAGAAAAAGGAGCUUUGGGGGGGGACUCUUUUUUUCCCUCUCCCUUCGCCUGGGUAGAAAGAAACAGCCCAGGUCGUUGUUUUUCCCAGCUUGGAAGCCAUGGCGUACCUCCAUUUUUGUGCGCUCUCUUAAUGAGCUUUUUCCUCCGGAUCUUUUUUUUUUUUCCUCCUCUCCCCCUUUUUUUUUUUUUUUUAAAUAUUCCUUUACGGCUUUUAAUGAUUGCCGGUGGCGAUUAAACAAUUGCGGGAUCGUAUGGAUUAAUUUCGGAUGUGUUAUUUUUUUUUAAAAAAAAAAGAAAGCGGAUUUCUUUCUUUCUUUUUUUUUCCUGCGUUGCGUUUGGAACGUUCGGAAGCGAAUGUUUUCCCACGACUAGAAACCGGGUUGGGGCUGGCGUUGGAGCCUGGCUCAGGUAGGUGGGCGAUGAUUAUCAUUUUUUUAGGGGGGAUUUUGCCCCCUUUUUUCGGUUUUUUUUUUCUUUUUCUUUUUCCCUUUCGACCGAUUUUCAACGAUCCUGGAAUGACGCAAUAAAAUACCGAGAAUACUUGCUUCCAGGGUUACUUCGGGAAAGUUUUGUAGGAUGCUCCCCAGGGCUGUGUUUCCUUCGCGUGUUUUUUUUUUUAAGAUAAAUAUUUUUAUUUGUUUUUACCGUGCUGAUGUCCCCCUUCUGUAUUAUUGUUCUAAGAAAGCUUCGCAGCGUCGGGAUUUUUUGUUCUUGCUGUUGAACCCUCAGAAGCAAAAGUGGGAGCUUACCUUUCUUUCAACUUUUGACAGUAAAUACCUGGGCACAGGACUCCAGCCGUCCUUCUACCUUUCCCUUAACAUUUUAAGAAUUGAAAGAUGUUGAGAAAUACGGAAAAAAGCCAAGGAGAGGAGGGUUCAGUCCACAGCCAUGCAUCGAGUCACUCGGCGUCUGAAGAGGGCUCGGGUUCCGAAUCGGGGAGCCAGUCAGACAGCGAGCAAGGCAGUGAUCAUGGAAGUGAAUCCAAUAGCAGUUCCGAGUCUUCAGGAAGUCAGUCCGAAUCAGAGAGUGGAUCCACAGCAUCCAAGUCUCGACAGACCCCUCCGGGAGCUAAAGAGAAACCAGCAUCCAAGAAAGAAAGGCUAGCUGACGUCAAAAAGAUGUGGGAAGAAUAUCCCGACGUUUACGGGGUGAGACGAUCCAACCGUAGCAGACAGGAGCCUUCGCGUUUUACUAUAAAUGAUGAGGGUCAUAGCGAGUCUGAAAGUGAGAGUCCCAAAAGAAGAGGUUCAAGGCAAGUGAGAAAAAUACACAGAGGUAAAUGGAAGAGGGAGGGAUCUGGGGAUGAUGAUGAAGAUGACAUGGAAGAUCAAGGCUCCAGUGGAGAAAGUGAACAAGAAGUGAAGAAAGUGAGGUCCAGAAGACUUAGUUCAAGAAGAGCAGCGAUCAAAUCCAUCCCAAAAAGGAGCAGCAAACCCCAGCGGUCGAAGAGGCGGAGAAAAACCGAAUCAUCAGAGGAGGAUGAUGAUGAGGAGGAUGAGACCCCCAAAAGACAAACUAAGCGCCGAGCAGCCAAAAAUGUCAGUUACAAGGAAGACGAUGACUUUGAGACCGAUUCAGAUGACUUGAUUGAGAUGACAGGCGAAGGGGCAGAAGAGCAGCAGAGUAACAGUGAAACCAUUGAGAAAGUACUGGAGAAGAGAAUAGGCAAGAAAGGAGCCAUCGGGGCCUCCACCACUGUCUACGCAACAGAAGCCAAUGGUGAUCCCUGUGCCGAUUUUGACCCCGAAAAGGAGGAAGGGGAAGUGCAGUACUUGGUUAAAUGGAAAGGUUGGUCGUACAUCCACAGCACGUGGGAAAGUGAGGACUCCUUGCAGCAGCAGAAAGUGAAAGGCAUCAAGAAGCUGGAGAACUUCAAGAAGAAGGAAGAAGAGAUCAACAGUUGGUUGGCAAAGGUCACCCCGGAAGACGUAGAGUAUUUCAACUGCCAACAGGAACUGGCGGCUGAGUUGAACAAACAGUACCAGAUUGUGGAAAGAGUAAUUGCGGUGAAAACAAACAAAUCGCCAAAUCCUGGAACUGAAUUUCUAGUUCACAAUCGCAAGUCCUCCUCUAAUGAGCCAGAAUACCUUUGCAAGUGGAUGGGACUUCCCUACGCAGAAUGUAGCUGGGAAGACGAAGCUCUGAUCAGCAAAAAAUUCCAGUCCUGUAUCGAUAGCUUCAACAGUAGGAACAACUCCAAAGCCAUGCCUACUCGGGACUGCAAGGUGCUGAAGCAAAGACCUCGUUUUGUGGCCUUGAAGAACCAACCUUCCUACAUUGGUGGGGAGAAUCUGGAACUCCGGGACUAUCAGCUGGAGGGCCUCAAUUGGUUGGCUCAUUCUUGGUGCAAGAGCAACAGUGUCAUCCUGGCGGACGAGAUGGGCUUGGGGAAGACCAUCCAGACCAUUUCUUUCCUCUGCUACCUCUUCUAUCAGCACCAGCUCUAUGGCCCCUUCCUGAUCGUGGUGCCCUUGUCAACCCUAACCUCCUGGCAGAGAGAGUUUGAGAUCUGGGCCCCAGAGGUCAACGUGGUUGUGUACAUCGGAGAUCAGUUGAGCAGGAACGCUAUCCGUGAGUAUGAGUGGAUCCACUCUCAGACCAAACGGCUGAAGUUCAAUGUCCUGAUUACAACCUACGAGAUCCUCCUGAAAGACAAGGCCGUCCUGGGAAGCAUCAACUGGGCCUUCCUGGGUGUUGAUGAAGCCCAUCGCUUGAAGAAUGAUGAUUCUUUGCUCUACAAGACACUGAUUGACUUCAAGUCCAAUCACCGCCUGCUCAUCACUGGGACACCCCUUCAGAAUUCCCUGAAGGAACUGUGGUCCCUGCUGCAAUUCAUCAUGCCAGAGAAGUUCGAAUCCUGGGAAGACUUUGAAGACGACCAUGGCAGAGGACGCGAGAACGGGUACCAGAGUCUGCAUAAGGUCCUGGAGCCCUUUCUCCUGCGCAGGGUGAAGAAGGACGUGGAGAAAUCCCUCCCAGCCAAAGUGGAGCAGAUCCUGCGGGUGGAGAUGUCUGCCCUCCAGAAGCAGUAUUACAAAUGGAUUUUAACAAGGAAUUACAAAGCCCUGUCCAAGGGAACACGUGGCAGCACUUCUGGCUUCCUGAACAUCGUGAUGGAGCUGAAGAAAUGUUGCAAUCACUGUUACCUGAUCAAACCUCCAGAAGAGAAUGAGAAGGAAAACAACCAGGAGAGGCUGCAGUCUUUAAUCAGGAGCAGCGGAAAACUCAUCCUUCUGGACAAACUGCUCAGCAGGCUCCGUGCGAGGGGCAACCGAGUCCUCAUUUUCUCCCAGAUGGUGAGAAUGUUGGACAUUUUGGCGGAGUAUCUGACCAUCAAGCACUACCCUUUCCAGCGCCUGGACGGUUCCAUCAAAGGAGAAAUCCGGAAGCAGGCUUUGGAUCAUUUCAACGCUGAAGGCUCAGAGGACUUCUGCUUUCUACUCUCCACGCGCGCUGGCGGCCUGGGGAUCAACUUGGCAUCGGCUGACACGGUGGUGAUCUUUGAUUCGGACUGGAACCCCCAGAAUGACUUACAGGCCCAGGCUCGGGCUCACCGGAUUGGGCAAAAGAAACAAGUAAAUAUCUAUCGCUUGGUUACAAAGGGAACAGUGGAAGAGGAGAUUAUAGAAAGAGCGAAGAAGAAGAUGGUGCUGGACCAUCUCGUGAUACAACGAAUGGAUACCACAGGCCGGACAGUUUUGGACAACAGCUCUGAUAGAUCGAAUUCCAACCCAUUCAACAAGGAAGAACUGACAGCCAUCUUGAAGUUUGGAGCUGAAGACCUUUUUAAAGAAGCGGAAGGGGAAGAAUCUGAACCGCAGGAAAUGGACAUUGAGGAAAUCUUACGCCUGGCUGAGACACGAGAGAAUGAACCAUCCACAAGUGCAACAGAUGAACUGCUUUCACAGUUUAAGGUAGCAAACUUUGCUACAACAGAAGAGGAAGAAGCCGAGGCGGAAGAGAAAUCUCAGAAGGAGUGGGAAAACAUCAUUCCUGAGGAACAGAGGAAGAAAGUGGAAGAAGAGGAGCGGCAGAAGGAACUCGAGGAGAUAUACAUGCUGCCAAGGAUUCGCAGCUCAGCCAAAAAGGCUCAGGCCAACGACAGUGAGUCGGAUGUUGAAAUAAAGAGAAAGCUCCAGAGGUCUUCUGGGUCGGACACCGAGACAGAGGAUUCUGAUGACGACAAAAGGCCGAAACGCAGAGGACGGCCUCGCAGUGUUCGGAAGGACACAGUGGAAGGAUUUACAGACACUGAAAUCAGAAGAUUUAUCAAGGCAUACAAGAAGUUUGGUGUUCCUUUGGAACGACUGGAAUGCCUUGCUCGGGAUGCCGAACUGGUAGAGAAAUCGGUAGCUGAUCUGAAACGUUUGGCAGAACUUCUCCAUAACAGUUGUGCUUCAGCCAUGCAGGAGUAUGAGGAGCACCUGAAGGAGAACCCAACUGAAAGUAAAGGACCAGGGAAGAGAAAGGGACCCACCAUUAAGAUCUCGGGAGUCCAGGUGAACGUGAAAGCGAUUAUUCAGCACGAAGAGGAGUUUGCAAUGCUCCAUCAGACCAUUCCCAGUGACCCAGUGGAAAGGACAAGGUUCCGUCUGAACUGCCGUGUCAAAUCUGCCCAUUUCGAUGUAGACUGGGGAGUGGAAGAGGACUCUUGCUUGCUGCGGGGGAUUUACGAGCACGGAUGUGGGAACUGGGAGCUCAUCAAGUCAGACCCAGAACUGAACCUCACCGACAAGAUUUUACCAGUUGAGACAGAUAAAAAGCCACAGGGGAAGCAGCUUCAGGCGCGAGUAGAUUAUCUGAUGAAACUUAUCCAAAGAGACACGAAGAGGAAGGAGAACCUCAACAAGACAGAGGAGGACAAGGCCAAAAGUGUGAAGCCCCGAAUCCGGAAAGAAAACAAACCCCCCAAAAUCAAGGAGGAGCCAGGAAAUGAAGCCUCUUCUCCGCAGCCUCCAGAGAACCAGUCAGUAGAAGGACAGAAGAAGCCCAAAGGCGCCGAGGCGAAACCCGGAAACAAAGGGAAGAAACCUUUGGGUCAGGGUCCUGUCCAUAUUACGGCAGGAAGUGAGCCUGUCCCCAUCGAAGAAGAGGAAGAGGAUGAUUUAGACCAUGCAACCUUCACCAUUUGCAAAGAGCUGAUGAGGCCAGUAAAAAAGUCCUUGAAGCAGCUAGAUAAGCCGGAAAGAGGACUUACAGACCAAGAGCAGCUGGAGCAAACUCGGAGUUGCCUGCUUAAGAUAGGAGACCACAUUGCUGAAUGUUUGAAAAUCCACAAUGAACAGGAAGUUCUUAAUGUAUGGAGAAGGAAUCUAUGGGUGUUUGUCUCCAAGUUUACCGAAUUUAACGCCAAGAAAUUACAUAAGAUAUACAAGAUGGCUAACAAAAAGAGAUCCCGGGAACAGGAGCAUGAACAUAAGAAGAAGGAAGAGACAACGAGUGGCAAGCGGCUUCGUCCAGAAACUCCUGGGCCCAGUCGAGAUAUUCCGAUGUCUCCUGUCCCCCAUAGCCCUCAUGGUCAAAAGCUGCAGCAGCCAUCUCCCCACCCUUCCCAGAUGCAUGGACAUCCGCGAGAGAAUUACAACCAGCCGAAUAGAAGGCAUUUCAGCCACACAGAACGAAGCGAAUGGCAGAGGGAUCGCAAAUUUAAUUACAGUGGCAAUGCCAAUACAAAUUGGGGCAGAAACCGAUACCACCCAUACGAGCAGCGCUGGCACAAGGAUCACCAUUAUGUGGAUCGCCAGGCGCGCAGAGAACAGUAUCGGAGCUCAGGAAACUACCAGCCCAGCAACGUCUCUCGUAAACGCACCUAUGAUGAGUACAACAGUGAGCGCAAUUACCGCGGACGCCCGGACUACAGGUACUGUCAUGAAGCCAAGAGACGAAGAUUAGAUGGAUUCCGGCCCCAGAACUAUCAACAAGAUUAUCGGAGGAUGUCUGACUAUAGACCUCCCUUGAAUUAUCAUGGGCAAGGACCAUCUGACCAUUACAGGCCUUUCCACCCAGACAAGUCGGCUGAUUACAAGCAAGUCCUUCCCCCUCCUCACUCCCAGCUCCCUGACCCUCGCUCUCCACCUUCUCAGAAAUCUCCGCUUGGUGUCAAGUCUCCCAUCCAGCAUCGCUCACCUCUUGAUAGGCCCCUAGAGCAGAAAAACAAUCCAGAUUAUAACUGGAGUGGCCGGAAAACCUAGAGGCCCAGAAGCAGAGGCAAACGGAAAGAGCUAGUCCGGCCCGAGGAAACACCAGUUACAGGGCUAUCAAUGCUGGAACCAGAAAGCCUGAAUACAGCGCUGUAGAGCUCUGGGCUGUAAGAAUUUGAAGUGGGUCAGAAGAACUGGAUCCACCAAGGGGCCUGAAUUUUGGCCCCAAAUUUGCCUCCCAUCAGUAUACUGGCUGGACGUUGGGAGUGGUCUUCCCUGCACCAAGGGACCUGGAGAGACCAAGGUCAGGUCUACCCCCUACGUUUUGGAAUGAAGAUUUUGCGUUUGUGUCCAUAAUGCCAACUUGAGUUCUGGACGUUUUACGGAAUGGACAGGCAGGCUGCGUAGGAUACAGAUGGAGGCGAAAGCUACACGACUUUGGAGUUGAGGUUCAAUUUGCUGCUGGAAGGGGAUGAUAGAGAAGACCACAACAGCUACAGCUGUUGAAUAAAAAAUUGGCGUUGGGGAGGGCAGGAGGGAGACUGAAUGACAGACUGGCGAGACCAACUUUGGAUGGGAAUGCUUGGAACUCUUAGUGACGACUGCAGAGACUUGGAAGUCUAUGGACUGAAGAUGGCCGGAAUGCCAGAAAACGAAAGGAAAGAAGAAGGAAUGGUUUAUGAUGUCUGUCCCUCCUUUUCUCUUCUCCAUGCUUUUCUUUGCCUCAGCAACUUUGGGACUUCCAGCAGCACUACCUGAAUCAAGGAGAGCUGUGGACAAAGAACAGUUCUUAAAUGGUGGUGGCAGAACUUUCGUUUCCAUGGUUGUGAAGGAGCAAGAAGGACAGUAGAUCCUUGGGGGACUUCAGUAUUCAUACAUUGACUCUGGAGCUCCUGUUUUUUUCCUCUCCUCCUCCUCCUCAUGAUCCAUGGGAACACCAGGGAUUCGGCUUGGAGGAAGGAGCUGAGAGGAGGAUCCCCCUCAGACAGGAUUCCAUGAACAUCUCAAGAUGGUCAACUUAGCACUUCUGGUUACAAAGGUUCGAAACCCCCAAUGGCUGUCAUCCCUAGAAAGGAGACACCAGUGAACUAAGCAAGAUGAAGGAAGCCUCUCAUUGAGGGAAGAGAAACAUGGAGUUUUGUCCCACAUGGAAUUGUUAUACACGGGGGGCAAAGAUCUGAGUGAUAAUCAAAGUUUGAUGAUCUUUCUCAGCAGCAGCUUCUCAAAAAAACAAAACAAAGCAACUCCGACAGAUAUUUCCCCCCUCCCCCAAAAUGUAUGUGUGUGUGCAGAUGUGAGCACUUUGCCCCAAAUCUAUUGCUUUGCGUUAAAUUCCUGCUUUUAAAAAUGAAAUGGCCAAAUACAUGCUGAAAAGUAGCAUCCCCGUUUUGUGCCCCCGGCAACAAUCCUGAGCCAUAAUUUUUGAUAUUCAACUGUCAAGUCAGUUCGUUAAGUGUUAAAACUUUAUCGGUGAAAUAAGAAGGGAAAGUAUCAGACCAAGGGUUCAUCUUCUAACUUUCUAGAGGGGCGUUUCUCUACGUUUGUCUACCUGUGUCCAUGAGUGUGCCAUACACUCUUUUUCCAUUACAUCUCACCUGUUAACUGUGAUGGCAGAAAAGACACUACAGAGUUUUGUUUAAGGUCCUUUUAUUUCCACCCAGAGUGGUUGACUAAAUGUGAAUUCCAAAGAUACCCAACAGCAAAGGGAAGCCAAGAAUUCUAUCUUGUUAGUUAAUUAGAACAAUUCUUUCACUCCUUAGCAUUGAUUAGGAUCCUUAAUUGUUAUUUAAUUAGAAUAGAAUUAGUUAGAAUAGUUACUAUUUCACUCCUACAUUUUCCUAUAAGGGCAAAAUAUUUUUGGGGUGAUAGUUUUCAAGGGGCUACUUUCAAACUUAAUUUCUGAUAGUUUCCUUAAUUGUUACUUAAUUACAAUAUAAUUCAUUAGAAUAGUUACUUUUUUAUUCAAAACUUCUGACAUGUUCCCAUAAGGGUAAAAUAUAUUUGGACAGAUAGUUUUCAGGUGGGAUACUUUCACUCUUCUGAUAUGUUCCUUAAUUGUUACUUAAUUAGAAUAGUUACUUUUUCUCCCCUAAGUUCUGAUAUCUUCGUAAUUGUUACUUAAUUAGAAUAGUUGCUAUUUUGCCCCUAAGUUCUGAUAUGUUUCUGAUUGUUACUGAAUUAGAAUAGCUACUGUUUCACUCCUAAAUUCUGCCUUUUUCCUGUAAGGUUGAAAUGUAUUUGGGUCCCAUAAUUUUAGGAGGGGAUAUUUUUGCAAUGGAAUUGUGAGUAUUAGAUGGAAUAAUAAAUACAGAAUGUUUCUAUGUUCUCUUCUUGCCCAGGUUGAGAAUUACAAAAUGCUGGUGGGAGGGUGAAUUCUGGGUGUGUCCCUAAUUUGAUGAAUUUAUGAAGGUUUAUUGGAAGAUUGAAGGAGAUGAUUCUGGCUGCUGUUUGGUUUCUACCAGUCAUCCAGCUGCGAUAACCCAACUCGAUGCUGUUUCGCUUUCCCCCCCAAAAUCUGGGGUAGAAGAACUUUGGUGCAUAAAGUCAUGGACUUAAAGGGAAAAUGAAAUCCCUGUGACUAAAUACAGUAAUUAAUAUUAAUUUAUAUUUGUGACAAAGGAAUUUGCCACUGUCGAAGUGAUUUCUGAUGUACAUAUGUUGUUUAUAAAGUAUGUAUUAAAUUUUUUCUAUGGUUAAGCUCCUGUACUUUGGAUUGUUGUACAUUAAAAGUUGAGUUUUUCAGAAA
Pantherophis guttatus is the source of this 10215-nucleotide messenger RNA. The record is from RefSeq and is a predicted model, not a curated record. Lineage: Eukaryota; Metazoa; Chordata; Lepidosauria; Squamata; Colubridae.